GCUUUCCUUCACCACCACUAGUUGCUCCCCAACAACUUGUCCCCAGAAAUACAAGUUUCUCUCUUAUUCUUUCCAUAAUCUUCAUUUCUGUUACUUAUCCUCUAAAUCCCUUUCUCUUCACCUACAUUCCUGCUAAGCUUCUCUCAGAAAGAUCCAGCAAGUCAAAUUACCAAACCCAAAAAAGUUCGGAUUUUCUUGAUUUUAAACACAGAAUCAAGAAAGAGGGCAACAGUAACUGGAAAAAAAAAAAAAGAAACGAUGAAGAUACAGUGUGACGUGUGUGAGAAAGCUCCGGCGACGGUGAUAUGUUGCGCCGACGAAGCAGCUCUGUGCCCUAAAUGCGACGUCGAGAUCCACGCUGCUAAUAAACUCGCUAGCAAGCACCAACGCCUUCAUCUCACCUCUCUCUCCACUAAAUUCCCUCGUUGCGAUAUCUGCCAAGAGAAGGCAGCUUUCAUAUUCUGUGUAGAGGAUAGAGCUCUGCUUUGUAGGGACUGCGAUGAAUCCAUCCACGUAGCUAAUUCUCGAUCUGCAAAUCACCAGAGGUUCUUAGCCACUGGGAUCAAAGUGGCUCUGAGCUCAAGUAGUUGCAGUAAGGAAGCAGAGAAGAAUCAUUCUGAGCCUUCAAACAACCAACAGAAAGCUAAUCAGAUCCCGGCUAAAUCCCCGACCCAGAUACAGUCUUCUUCUGCUUCUCCUCUUCCCUGGGCUGUUGACGAUUUCUUCCACUUCUCUGAUCCUGAAUUCACUGAUAAGAAAGGACAGCUUGAUCUUGGUGAGUUAGAGUGGUUUUCAGACAUGGGUUUCUUCAGUGAUCAGAUUAAUCAGGAGGCUCUUCCUGCAGCUCAAGUUCCCGAGCUUUCUGUGUCGCAUUUAGGUCAUGUUCAUUCAUACAGACCAAUGAAGACGAAUGUUUCAUACAAGAAGCCGAGGUUAGAGAUCAGAGAUGAUGAUGAUGAGGAGGAGCACUUCAUUGUCCCUGAUCUAGGCUAAAAGGCUAUAUGUAAGCUAUGUGUAGACAUUCAUCCAUAGAAAAGUAAGAGGAAGAAAAAAGACACAGAAACUCAUCUGUGUAAGGAUGAUGCGUGGAGUCAAUGUCAUAUCUUUAGUUUCAUCUAAGUUGAGAGCUUAUUACACAUUUCCCUUCUUUUUUUUUUGUCCUAAUCUCUUAUGAGAUGUUUGUGUUUGAGUUUGUUCAUAUACCUCUUAAACAUGGUAUUUGCUUUAUGGUUGGUGCUACAAACUUGAAUCUAAACUCGAAUAAAAAGAACCUUCCUUAGCUACUA
Molecule: messenger RNA, 1286 nt
Organism: Eutrema salsugineum
Lineage: Eukaryota; Viridiplantae; Streptophyta; Magnoliopsida; Brassicales; Brassicaceae
Product: B-box zinc finger protein 24
Exons: 3
Coding region: 259-993 (244 amino acids)
Biological process (GO): photomorphogenesis; regulation of DNA-templated transcription
Cellular component (GO): nucleus
Molecular function (GO): zinc ion binding
Source: RefSeq, a predicted model, not a curated record